UUCACUCAGUUUUGUCCACUGGAAACAUAACAAAAAUAAUACUCCUAUGCAUAAAAAAACCUGCAUGACCCAUCAUGGCCUUAAAAGGAACUUCUCAGAAUCAAAGGAAUGUGAAGCAUCUGUUCGAGUUGCGGAUCAUCCUUCUUGGAGGUCGAAAUUCUGGAAAGAACCUAGUAGGAAAUGGUAUCUUAAACCAAGAGGAGUUCUUCCUUCAUGAAAGGACCACAUGCCUGAAAAGAAAGGCGGAGGUACAAGGGAGAAGUGUGAUAGUGGUGGAUACACCAGGUUGGUGGUGUGAUUUCUCAGCACAAGACACACCAGAGCUGGUCAGGAGGGAAAUCAGACACAGCGUUUCCUUGUGUCACCCAGGGCCUCACAUCUUUCUUCUUGUGGUGAAAACAGACUCUGUGUUCAUAGAAAAGAGAAGGAGAGCUGUAGAAGAGCAUCUUGAACUCCUUGUUGGGGCAGUUUGGAAUCACACUAUAGUGCUGUUCACAAAGGGCAAAAAUGCAGGAAAUAAAUCAUUUGAGGAUCAUGUUCAGGCAUCAGGUAAACACCUCCAGUGGCUCCUGGAAAAGUGUAGUGGCAGGUUUCAUGUUUUCGAUACCAUGGAAACAUGCAAUGCCACCCAAGUAAUGGAACUAAUGGGGAAAAUUGAUCAAAUGUUGGCAGAAAAUGAAAGAUGCCAUUUUGAAAUGGAUGUGAAGACUUUACAAGAGACAGAGGACAAGAAGAGGGAAGUGGAGCUUAAGGCUCAUCAAAGACUGAUGAAUAUACAGAAACAGAGAUCUCUGAAGGUGCACUCAUCUCACCAGGAAAACAUAAGACUCAUCUUGCUUGGAGCUAAGGGCUCAGGGAAGAGCUCAACGGGAAACAGCGUUCUAGCCGCAGGAAGUGACCUAAGCUUUACAGUAAACAAGCGGACCACACAAUGCAUGAAGGAAACAUUCACAGUGGCAGGAAGACAGGUAACAGUUGUAGACACACCUGGCUGGUGGAUGAACUACUUUACCCAGGAUUCUUCAGCUUUUGACAAAGAGGAAAUAGUCAAGAGUGUAUACUUGUGUCCACCUGGUCCUCACGCUUUCCUUUUGGUGGUACGGGCGGACAGGUCAUUCACAGAGACCUACAGGAGAGCCAUUGAGGAGCACAUAGAGCUCAUUAGUAAGGACAUUUGGAAUCACUCUGUAGUGCUGUUCACCUUUGGGGACUGGCUUAGCGACACAACUAUAGAGCAGUACAUUGAAAGCGAAGGUAAGGCCCUCCAGUGGCUCGUGGAGAGAUGCAGAAACUGCUACCAUGUGCUAAAUAACAAGAGCCUUGGGAAUAAUUUCCAGAUCACAGAGCUACUGGAGAAGAUAGAGGAGAUGACAGCAGGAAGCCACUUUGAAACAGAUGAGAGUUGUUUUAAAGAGAUGAAGAGAAAACAGCAAGUAGAGGAAGACAGUGCAAAGAUCCGCCGUGAAAAUGUGCUGAGACGAAAACAAAGCUUGAGAGCUUUUAAGAAUAAAGUACAGUUGCCAUCAGUUAUAAGAGUAUUUCUUCUGGGCAGUAGACACUCUGGUAAGACAUCUUCUGCAAAUUGCAUUUUGGGUAAUGAUGGACAGGAGGCUGACAACCAAAACCUCAUGAGAGGUACUGUUAUACUCAAUGAGACAAAAGUUGAGGUCAUGGACACACCAGGCUGGACAACUGAGUGUCCAUAUAUUGCAGAGUUCAGAGGGCAACUUCUCCAUGACUGGGUUUCUGGUUCAGACAGAGGGAUUGGCAUCCUCCUGUUGGUUGUGAAUGCCAGUUCAUCAUUUACACUGAAGAACCUGAAAGCUGCUGAGUACCAUCUGUGUACUCUGGGAGGGAAAGCAUGGAGCAGCACUGUUGUGUUGUUCACACAUGGAGAUUGGCUCGGUGAUGUCAAUGUGGAGCAGUAUAUUGAAAGUGAAGGAGAUGCACUUCAGACAUUGGUGGAGAAAUGUGGAAAUAGAUAUCUGGUUUUCAACAAUAAGAUUAAAGACAAUGGCACUCAGGUCACAGAAUUGAUGCAGAAGAUAGAGGAGAUGAUGUUGGAACAAAUAUUAAAUAACGCAAAAAAUCUAGGGAAUAUCCAGCGACCUUUGGUAAAUGACAAAUUCAAGUUUGGUGGGAAGGUACAGAUUGGGGAAAUGCAAAAGACUCCUCUUAGAAGCUCUACAAACAUUCAUCAUGGUGAUACUGACAUUCAAGGAGAGCAUCAAAUGAUUGAGAUCUCUGAACAUUUGCUCCCAUCUACAUCCAGUUAUCCAAAAAUUACCACCACAGACUCCAUCGUUCCACCAAGUGAAAAUCAAGCAGUGUCCUGCAGGAGUUUCCGAUUAUCAAAUAGGACCUCAUUACCCAGAAACGUUCAUCAAAGACUAGUAGUGGUGCUCAACACCUCUGAAUGGUUUCACCCAAAUGAACCAUGGAGAGGUGUGAGUAGGACAGAUGCGCCUGAAACAGGUUCUCUUGCUGCAUUCAGUGUUUCUACAACCGAACAGCCAAUGAAUGUGCAACGAUUAUUCAGAAACGAAUCUCAGGGCGAAAGGUUUUGGGGGCCAUCUCUUCCAUAUUACCACAGGAAUACACCUUACACAUCUCAAACUGCAAAAGAAAAAGCCUUUAUGAGUUUUAUCCAAUCAGAGGACCUGCAGAACCUAAUUGACCAAUGGGGUGACAGUAACAUUGAGGAGCUGGAGGCAUUCAUAGAUUCUUAUUUUGAGAUGGUGUGGCAGGAGGCUAUAAAUGAGCCUAAUUGCAGCGGCAUGACUCCAAUCAACUCUGAAGGUUUAGGCAUCACUGAGAACGAUCAGGGACAUCUGGCGUCAAUUGACAGAAAACUGUCAAAGCUUGACAUCCUGGAGGGAGUGCAAAGAGACUUGCAGGAGCUGAAGCAAACAAUCAAGCACUUAAGUAAAAUAUUUCAGGAACUGAAGGACAGGACUAAAGAGACACACGACCCCACCCGAUCCUCUGAAGUAACUGCGUCAGCAGAAAGUGAGGAAACAGGUCGAUCAGAUGAAAAGUGAAUGCCUUUUCAGUACUGAAAUGGCAAAAAUAGAAAAUGUAUUAGUCAAGUUGGGUCACGACUAAAACUUCACCAUUUAAAGUGUAACAAGAUGGUGCAUUUUUCUCUCUGACAGAAAAAGAAUGCAAAAUAAAAUGUAAACAAA
Messenger RNA from Carassius auratus (goldfish), 3185 nucleotides. Its product is annotated as GTPase IMAP family member 8-like. The record is from RefSeq and is a predicted model, not a curated record. The transcript is spliced from 5 exons. Bases 75 to 3041 code for a protein of 988 amino acids. Gene Ontology annotation, molecular function: GTP binding. Lineage: Eukaryota; Metazoa; Chordata; Actinopteri; Cypriniformes; Cyprinidae.